Molecule: messenger RNA, 3471 nt
Organism: Thrips palmi
Lineage: Eukaryota; Metazoa; Arthropoda; Insecta; Thysanoptera; Thripidae
Exons: 12
Coding region: 307-2127 (606 amino acids)
Source: RefSeq, a predicted model, not a curated record
GUUGAGUCGUUGUUGUUUAGUAGUGUGUCGGGACUCCGGUGAGAGAGGUCCUGUCGGCUGUCGCUCCGCGCCGGCCGCAUCGCGAGCACGUGACGAACACGCGCGUGCGUGAACGGUCGCGAGUGUGUCUGUGCGUUAGUGCCCUUGCGUCGUAUGUGUGUGUGUGUGUGUUCGCCGAUUUCAAGACAAGUGUAGCCGGCCACCACGCGCCGCAUGGUGCGAAGUGAAUCAAGUUCUCAUUGCCGUACGAUAGAAGUAGCUUUUUCGCUGCUGUGUUUCUGAGUGCGUCUGUGUGUGUGUGCCAAAAUGCCUCGACUCGGCGAUCUGCUGCGUCUCUCCGCCCUCGCGCUUUUUGGAUUAAUUCAAUCAUGUACGGCGGGAUGCUACUUCCCCGCGGAGCUGCAGGGCCAGUUCGUGAUGCAGCUGCAGUUCCAGGGCACGCAGGCCCUGGCGCAGGCUGGCAUCGGGCACGUCCAGUACUCGCAGGUCAACAUCAGCUCGGACAACAUCCCCAUCUGGGGCCGCUGCCACCGCCGCAUCGGCAACAACGUCAUCCUGCUGGACAGCUCCGGCAGCGCCAACUGCACGCGCUGCUUCCACCUCAAGCUGGUGGCGCGCAACGUGCUGCAGGUGCACACCGAGGAGCUCUCCAAGUGCUACACCACGGAGGAGGCGGCCAUGCGGACGUGCCCCGACGAGACGACGCUCAAGACCCGCUCCAAGGAGAUCCUGCUCUACAAAACCAAGGAGCUGGACGGCGAGGAGGUGCUGAAGGAGUACUGCCCCGUGUCGGGCAGGUUCACCUUCACGUACAACGUCAACGACGGCCUGGAGAACAAGCAGGAGUGCCCCACGCCCGACUCGGAGCUGGACAACUGCCCCGCCGGCAACGCCAUGAACGUUCGCUUUAGGGGCUGCUCCUUCGAGAACCACAACAUCACGUUCGAGUGCCUGGGCCACUGGACGGGCACCGACAACCAGCGCUACCUCGCCCUGCUGGACACCAGGGUGGACGCCGUGCGCCGCGCCCAGUACCGAUGCGCCAUGUACCGCGAGGACGAGGCCACGGGCAUGACGUACAUCGCCUUCUCCAGCGACUCGACGUGCUCCACGGACCUGCACUCGGCCACCCAGGGCUACGAGACGCUGACCCUCCGCAAGGUGCCGACGGCGCCCUGGCCGCGCCGCGUGGAGACGGCCGCCUGCAGGUUCCCGUCGUGGGCGCAGGGCCGCUGGGAGCACGUGACGGUGGGCCACAACUCGCUGACGUACCGCGACCACGCCGAGCUCAAGACGUUCUCGCUGCGCUGCAUCGGCCCCGACCAGGGCGAGUCCUCGGAGCGCGUGCCCGUCUACUACCGCACGCAGUGCGGCCACGAGAAGUACACGUGCGUGUGGCUCAAGCACCACGGCAGCAACGUGCUGGAGUUCCAGAUCGGCCUCCAGGAGAGCGACCGCUUCAACAACAGCCUCUGCUCGCUGAGCAACUUCCGUGAGAAGAUCUGGGUCACACAAGGAAGAACGGACCGCGUGCAGGAGUCCCCCUGCCCCAUCACCGGCGAGUACAACGGCCUGAUCCCGGACGCGGACGGGCUGUGCGCCAAACUGUCGUCCGACUGCGCCAACCCCGACGUCAUGUACUACACCGUCUCGGACUGCGGCGACGAAGUGUACGAAGAGAGGCAGUAUCGUUGCCUUGGCCAGUGGCAGGAAGGCAAACUGUUGUACACUUACACACAGCGUAAAGAUGUUGGAACAUACGAGUGUUUUGUUGGCUCCAAGAUUUCCCCGACAGAAAUUUACAUCAAGGAAGCAGGUGAACACUGUGAAAGGGAUGCCAAUCCACUUGAACGUGGCAUGCUUCUUCACAGGAAAGGUGGCACAGAUGCUUGCGUGGGAUCCGUUCCUGUCCCUCCACCUGCUCCAUCCUCCCCAACUCCUCGGCCAAGACCAACAACACAAUGGUCGGUCACAAGGCGGCCAGUGGAAACUCACACAAAACCCUGGAAACCAAUCACAGCACCACCUCGUCCGAAGCUACCAGUCCAGAGCACAGCAUCAGCACUUCAAUCAUCUGCAUUGUGUUUCUUAUCAUGUAUUCUAAUCAUUCUUCUGAAACAAUUAUAAAAAAGACUGCAACCAUUUUGGACCUAAGGGUACUGUUAAACAGGCAAAUAUAAUGCCAAACUCAAAAACAUUUGGAACCUUAGGGUUUGUGAUAUGUCUAAAUUUACUGAGGGUUUUCACUGCAGUUUUUGCUUGUGGAAACCUUUCAGACUUGAUCUCGCUAAAACUCAAAAGGCUGGGACAUUGAAAAAAAAAAGUUUUAUUGUUGAAACCAAUUGCUCUCUGUGAUUAAUGUACUUGUACAUUUUCAUCAGUAUUUGCAAACAAGCAGUGCCUAUCUAUAAAACAGGGUACAGAAGCCUGAUAAGAGAAUGGUAAACUAGAUAUAUGUAUACUUAAAAUGGGGAAUCUACUUAUGCCAUUUUGUCAUGUAUAUCAGUGUGAUACAAUAGUUUGCUUUGAGUCCUACAUCAAGGUUGCAUAUUUAUUGGAACCAUCUUCACUAGUCUUUAGAUGAAUGUUUUAAAUAAGGAAGGCUUGAAUUCAAAUUAUAAAACCAGUAGUACAACUUAUUAAGCCUCUGCAGGUCUCCUGUAGAUUUUGGAGAUUGGCUGAACAGUUCCUUCAAACUCAUGGUUUUAGCCACCAGUUCAGAAAUUUUCAAUGUAGUUGUCAAAGGCGUCACUUAAUCAUCUCCAUAUGUUUUGGACAUUACCUUCUGUAAGAACAUUGAUCACAGGACACUCUUGCUAUUGUGAGUACUUCUAUUAUUUAUUUGUGUAUAUGUAUUUUAUUUUGAUCUAUCUGUAAUUAAGUUUACAUUUAUUUAUUGCACUUUAAUUGGAGUGUAUUUUACACCAGGUUUUUAGUCAUUAUAUUUAGUUGUUUAUAUCAAAUCGUCCAGAGGGAGAAUGCCAUGUGUUGAUUUUAAUUUGUGUGAACUGGUAUGCAGUUGGUAUGCAGUUUUUUCUUGCCAGAAUUAGUAACUCGAACAAAUGACAUUUUUUUUUCCAUUGAUUAUCUGUUCAAAGUAUACCUUUAAAUCUAUUCCAGUUGUUAUUCUAAUUGCAUACCAUGUACUUCAUGCAGGGAUUGUUUUAUGUAUAUGAUUUAAGGCAUAAUUUGUAUUAAUAUGUGAUGCGUGUGAUAGAAGAGAAAGAGGAAGCAUGUGUAAUAUAGCUAAAUUACUUUUAUGUUCUUGUAGAUAUUCUGUGAAGAUAAUGAUUUUUCUUGUUAUUCCCUUAGGACCUCAGCAUUUGAACUGUACAUAAAAUGUUCCUAUAUUUGAUUUUUCAAAAAUAUUCUAUAAGGUUGAUGAUGUGGUCAUUUGGGUGAACAAGUAUUUUGUACAUACCUAGUAAUCUACACUGUCUCAAAUAAAGUAUGUGAUGUGAAAGAAAUUAA